GAGUGACCAUGAUGCCCCAGCAGCAGCAGCAGCAGCAGCUCCCUGACGAAGCAAGCUAUGCAAAUAGCACCAGAAUUCCUCUCCCUGGUGACGGACCAGCUCUCCAAUCAAACAGCUCAGCACCAUCCAAGCAAACUGUGCUAUCUUGGCAAGCUGCAAUUGAUGCUGCUAGACAAGCCAAGGCUGCCCAAAACAUGAGCACCACCCCAGCCCAACCAGUAGGAUCUCUGUCCCAAAGAAAGCGCCAGCAAUAUGCCAAGAGCAAAAAACAGGGUAACACAUCCAACAGUCGGCCAGCCCGGGCCCUUUUCUGUUUAUCCCUCAACAACCCAAUCCGAAGAGCCUGCAUUAGUAUAGUAGAAUGGAAACCGUUUGACAUAUUUAUAUUACUGGCUAUUUUUGCCAAUUGUGUGGCCUUAGCUGUUUACAUCCCAUUCCCAGAAGAUGAUUCUAAUUCAACAAAUCAUAACUUGGAAAAAGUAGAAUAUGCCUUCCUGAUAAUUUUUACGAUUGAAACAUUUUUGAAGAUUAUAGCAUAUGGAUUAUUAUUACAUCCCAAUGCGUAUGUUAGAAAUGGAUGGAAUUUACUGGAUUUUGUAAUAGUAAUUGUAGGAUUGUUUAGUGUAAUUUUGGAACAAUUAACCAAAGAAGCAGAAGGUGGUGCCCAUUCAGGUGGAAAACCAGGUGGCUUUGAUGUAAAAGCCCUAAGAGCCUUUCGUGUGUUGCGACCUCUCCGACUUGUAUCAGGAGUGCCCAGUUUACAGGUUGUCCUGAACUCCAUUAUAAAAGCCAUGGUUCCCUUGCUCCAUAUUGCCCUUUUGGUAUUAUUUGUAAUCAUAAUCUAUGCUAUUAUAGGAUUGGAACUUUUUAUUGGAAAAAUGCACAAAUCAUGUUUCUUUGACAAUACAGAGAUGUUAGCUGAAGAUGAUCCUGCACCUUGUGCAUUCUCAGGGAGUGGACGCCAGUGUCCCAUUAAUGGCACUGAAUGUAAGGGUGGCUGGCCCGGACCAAAUGGAGGCAUAACCAACUUUGAUAAUUUUGGCUAUGCAAUGUUAACUGUGUUCCAAUGUAUAACCAUGGAAGGAUGGACUGAUGUGCUAUAUUGGGUAAAUGAUGCAAUAGGAUGUGAAUGGCCAUGGAUCUAUUUUGUUAGUCUUAUCAUUCUUGGCUCAUUUUUCGUUCUUAACCUGGUUCUUGGUGUACUUAGUGGGGAAUUUUCCAAGGAAAGAGAAAAAGCCAAGGCUAGAGGAGAUUUUCAGAAGCUGCGUGAAAAGCAGCAGCUUGAAGAAGAUCUCAAAGGCUAUCUGGACUGGAUUACACAAGCAGAAGACAUUGAUCCUGAGAAUGAAGAGGAAGGUGAUGGAGAAGGCAAACGGAACAGGGUUACGCUGGCUGAUUUAUUAGAUGACAAGAAGAAAAGCAGAUUUAACUGUUGCCGUGGGUCCAACAAACAUGCCAGUAUGCAAGCAAGUGAAACUGAAUCUGUGAACACUGAAAAUGUUGCUGGAGAAGGGGAGAACCCGGCAUGCUGUGGAGCUUUGUGUCAAGUUAUCUCAAAAUCCAAGUUCAGUCGACGCUGGCGACGAUGGAAUCGGUUCAACCGAAGAAGAUGUAGAGCUGCUGUGAAAUCCGUUUCAUUUUAUUGGUUAGUUAUUGUACUGGUCUUCCUGAACACAUUAACUAUCUCAUCGGAGCAUUACGAUCAGCCUGAUUGGUUGACACAAAUACAAGAUAUUGCAAACAAAGUUCUUCUGGCUUUAUUCACCUGUGAAAUGUUAGUAAAAAUGUACAGUCUGGGCCUGCAGUCUUACUUUGUGUCCCUUUUUAAUCGUUUUGACUGCUUCGUGGUCUGUGGCGGCAUUGUUGAAACCAUCUUGGUGGAGUUGGAAAUUAUGUCACCCCUUGGAAUUUCAGUGUUCCGCUGUGUUCGUCUCCUCCGUAUUUUUAAAGUGACCAGGCACUGGACAUCCCUGAGCAACUUGGUAGCAUCCUUGUUAAACUCAAUGAAGUCCAUUGCUUCACUGUUGCUUCUGCUUUUCCUCUUCAUCAUAAUCUUCUCAUUGCUUGGAAUGCAGCUGUUUGGAGGCAAAUUUAAUUUUGAUGAAACUCAAACAAAACGGAGCACCUUCGAUAAUUUCCCACAAGCUCUUUUAACUGUAUUCCAGAUUCUAACAGGUGAAGACUGGAAUGCGGUUAUGUAUGAUGGCAUUAUGGCAUAUGGUGGCCCAUCGUCAUCAGGAAUGGUAGUUUGUAUAUAUUUCAUCAUCCUCUUCAUCUGCGGUAACUAUAUCUUAUUAAACGUCUUCUUGGCCAUUGCGGUUGAUAAUCUGGCAGAUGCUGAAAGUCUAAACACUGCUCAGAAAGAAGAAGCAGAGGAAAAAGAGAGGAAGAAGACCGCCAGAAAAGAGAGUUUGGAUAAUAAAAAAGGGGACAAACCAGACGGGGAACAAAAGAAGAUGAAGGAUGCAAAGGUUACAAUUAAUGAAUAUGGAGAAGGAGAUGAAGAAGACAAAGAUCCCUAUCCGCCUUGUGAUGUUCCAGUAGGUGAAGAGGAAGAGGAGGAGGAAGAAGAGCCAGAAGUGCCUGCUGGUCCUCGACCCCGAAGGAUAUCUGAACUUAAUAUGAAGGAGAAGAUGACACCAAUCCCUGAAGGAAGUUCCUUCUUUAUUUUCAGCAAUACAAACCCGAUCCGAGUGGGAUGUCACAGGCUGAUCAACCACCACAUUUUUACCAACCUCAUUCUCGUCUUCAUCAUGCUUAGCAGUGCUUCCCUUGCAGCUGAAGACCCGAUCCGCAGCCAUUCUUUUCGAAAUAACAUACUUGGUUACUUUGACUAUGCUUUCACAGCCAUCUUUACUGUUGAAAUCCUGUUAAAGCUGACAGUGUUUGGAGCAUUCCUUCAUAAAGGGUCUUUCUGUCGAAAUUACUUCAACUUGCUGGACUUGUUGGUAGUGGGUGUUUCUCUUGUGUCAUUUGGCAUUCAAUCAAGUGCUAUCUCAGUUGUGAAGAUUCUGAGAGUUUUAAGAGUCUUAAGGCCCCUAAGAGCUAUUAACAGAGCAAAAGGACUUAAGCAUGUUGUUCAGUGUGUCUUUGUCGCUAUUCGAACUAUUGGUAAUAUCAUGAUUGUUACAACUCUGCUCCAGUUCAUGUUUGCCUGUAUUGGUGUCCAACUCUUUAAGGGAAAAUUCUAUCGAUGCACAGAUGAAGCAAAACAAAACCCUGUGGAGUGCCGGGGAAUAUUUAUUGUUUAUAAAGAUGGAGAAGUGGAUAGCCCGAUGGUGAGAGAGAGAAUAUGGCAGAACAGUGAUUUCAACUUUGAUAACGUGCUUACUGCUAUGAUGGCUCUUUUUACUGUUUCGACUUUUGAAGGCUGGCCUGCGCUUCUUUAUAAAGCUAUAGACUCAAAUGGGGAGAACAUUGGUCCUAUCUACAAUUACAGAGUGGAGAUCUCUAUUUUCUUCAUCAUCUACAUCAUCAUUAUUGCUUUCUUCAUGAUGAACAUAUUUGUUGGCUUUGUAAUUGUUACAUUCCAAGAACAGGGAGAACAAGAAUACAAGAACUGUGAGCUGGACAAAAAUCAGCGUCAGUGUGUGGAAUAUGCUUUGAAAGCACGACCUUUGCGUAGAUACAUUCCAAAAAACCCUUACCAAUACAAAUUCUGGUAUAUGGUGAACUCUACUGUCUUUGAAUACAUCAUGUUCGUCCUCAUCAUGCUGAACACGCUUUGCUUGGCUAUGCAGCACUAUGGGCAGUCUAAACUUUUUAAUGAUGCAAUGGAUAUUCUGAAUAUGGUUUUUACUGCAGUGUUUACUGUUGAAAUGGUUCUGAAACUCAUUGCAUUUAAGCCCAAGAUUUGUGUGCCAAAAAAGAAAAGAUAUCUAGGCUAUUUUAGUGAUGCCUGGAACUCGUUUGACUCCCUCGUCGUUCUUGGCAGCAUAGUAGACAUCGUUCUCAGUGAAGCUGAUCCAAAGCCAACUGAAACAGUCACAACUGAUGAGUCUGGGAACAGCGAAGACAGCGCAAGAAUCUCCAUCACCUUUUUCCGGCUUUUCCGAGUGAUGCGAUUGGUGAAGCUCCUUAGCCGGGGUGAAGGGAUCAGAACUUUGCUGUGGACAUUUAUUAAGUCAUUUCAGGCUCUGCCAUACGUUGCUCUUUUGAUAGCAAUGUUGUUUUUCAUCUAUGCGGUUAUUGGAAUGCAGGUAUUUGGCAAAGUUGCUCUGAGGGAUGGUAGUCAAAUUAACAGGAACAACAACUUUCAGACUUUUCCCCAAGCGGUGCUGCUUCUCUUCCGAUGUGCCACAGGAGAAGCUUGGCAGGAGAUCAUGUUGGCUUGUAUGCCAGGGAAACGAUGUGAUCCAGACUCUGAUUAUAACCCAGGAGAGGAAUUCACAUGUGGAAGCAAUUUUGCCAUUAUUUAUUUCAUCAGUUUUUAUAUGUUGUGUGCUUUUUUGAUUAUCAACCUCUUUGUGGCUGUCAUCAUGGACAACUUUGAUUAUCUGACACGUGAUUGGUCUAUUCUUGGUCCACAUCAUCUAGAUGAAUUUAAAAGAAUAUGGUCAGAAUAUGAUCCUGAAGCAAAGGGGAGAAUAAAACACCUUGACGUUGUUACCUUGUUGCGACGCAUACAGCCUCCUCUUGGUUUUGGUAAAUUAUGUCCUCACAGAGUUGCGUGCAAGAGGUUGGUAGCCAUGAACAUGCCCCUAAACAGUGAUGGAACUGUUAUGUUUAAUGCUACUUUAUUUGCUUUAGUAAGAACAGCCCUGAAGAUUAAAACAGAAGGAAACCUAGAGCAAGCAAAUGAAGAACUCAGGGCAGUUAUAAAGAAAAUCUGGAAGAAAACUAGUAUGAAACUCCUUGACCAAGUUGUUCCUCCUGCUGGAGAUGAUGAGGUAACCGUGGGGAAGUUCUAUGCCACCUUCCUGAUACAGGACUACUUUAGGAAAUUCAAGAAACGGAAAGAACAAGGACUGGUGGGGAAAUAUCCUGCAAAGAACACCACAAUUGCACUACAGGCUGGACUAAGGACACUUCAUGACAUUGGACCUGAAAUUCGGCGAGCAAUAUCCUGUGAUUUGCAAGAAGAUGAACCUGAACAAAAUCAUCAUGAGGAAGAGGAAGUUUAUAAAAGAAAUGGUGCCCUGUUUGGAAACCAUGUAAACCACGUUAGCAGUGAUACAAGAGAUUCGUUUCAACAGAUCAAUACCACACACCGUCCCCUGCAUGUCCAAAGGCCUUCAAUUCCAUCUGUGGGUGAGACUACGGAGAAAAAUGUGCAUCAUCCGACAGGAAACUCUUUAUUCCAUAACCAUCAUAGCCAUCAUAACCAUCAUAACCACAACUCAGUAGGGAAGCAAGUUCCAAACUCAACAAAUGCUAACCUCAAUAAUGCCAACAUGUCCAAAGUGGCUAAUGGAAAACACACACGCACUGGAAGUCAUGAGCAUAUAUCUGAAACCACUCACCGUCCACACUCCAGAAGUGAUCGUCAUGAGAAACAUAGAAGAUCCACCAAUAGGAGAUCUCGUUAUUAUGAAACUUACAUUAGGUCAGAAUCAGGGGAUCGGCAUCUACCAACGAUAUGCCGAGAAGAUCAUGAAAUUCGAGAUUAUUAUAACGAUGAUUGUUAUUUGGAUGAUCAGGACUAUUUUAGUGGUGAUGAGUAUUAUGAAGAAGACAGUAUGCUGUCAGGAAGCAGGCAUACUCAUGACUAUCACAACAGAUAUCACUGUAAUGAUUUAGAUUUUGAACGUCCAAAGGGUUACCAUCAUCCACAUGGUUUCUUUGAAGAAGAUGAGGCACAGGUGUGCUAUGAUUCAAAAAGAUCUCCUAGGAGACGGCUGCUACCUCCAACACCUCCACCAAAUCGGCGCUCUUCCUUUAAUUUUGAAUGCCUCCGCAGACAGGGCAGUCAAGAUGAAAUCCCACUUUCCCCAACCUUUCAUCACCACACUGCUUUACCCCUGCAUUUAAUGCAACAGCAGGUCAUGGCUGUUGCAGGGCUGGAUGCCACGAAAGCGCAUAGACAUUCCCCCAGCCGUUCCACGCGUUCCUGGGCCACCCCACCAGCUACCCCGCCCAACCGGGACCGUACUCCGUAUUAUACGCCUCUCAUCCAAGUUGACCGAGCAGAAUCUACGGAAUAUAUGAACGGCAGCCUCCCGUCUUUGCACAGGAGCUCCUGGUACACGGAUGACCCUGACAUUGCCUAUCGGACAUUUACACCAGCUAAUUUAACUGUACCGAGUGACUUCAGGCACAAGCAGAGCGACAAGCAAAGAAGUGCAGACAGUUUGGUGGAAGCGGUACUUAUAUCUGAAGGAUUAGGACGGUAUGCAAAGGACCCAAAGUUUGUUUCUGCUACAAAACAUGAGAUUGCAGAUGCUUGUGACAUGACUAUUGAUGAGAUGGAGAGUGCUGCAAGUAAUCUUCUCAACGGGAACAUUAGCAAUGGGACCAAUGGCGACAUGUUCCCCAUUUUAAACAGGCAGGAUUAUGAACUUCAAGACUUUGGUCCUGGCUAUAGUGAUGAAGAGCCAGAGACUGGUAAAUAUGAAGAAGACUUAGCUGAUGAAAUGAUAUGCAUUACAACCUUAUAGUAUUUAGUAAGAAAAAAAAAUGUUUGAUUUAAGAUAAACAAAAGUGCCUCAUAGUUCCAAGAUGCUAGGCACUAGUUGGAAUUAAUAAGGAAUCAAGCUUUGCACGGGUGAUGAUGUCACGUCGCAAGGAAGCCAUACUUUUAUUUAUUAAUAAGUUCUCCAGUAUGGUAAUUGGGAUCAGAGUGGCAGGACGUCAACAAGGCCUUUGCUACAGAAUCUUGGGCUCAUCCAUGAGUGAAGGCUGAUCUUUAGAUUCAAGGAGAUUCUACCAGCCUGUUUUUCAAACAGCGAGGAAGUUGAGAGUUAGUUGCCUUUCAGUUUUGUGCUGCUGCCCUUCGGAGCGUAAAGGUUUCUCAGUGGAAUAAGGUUUGGCACUAAAAAAAAGGGUCUUCAGGAGAAGGAUUAGGGUGAUGACAAUCAAAAGUGUCAUUACCUCCAAUUACACAGCAUAUCAAAUGUUCACUGCAUUCAGCAUAUCUGCUCAAAUAUUUGUUUCCAAAUUUGCCUCCUCUUUUUUUCUUUUUCUUUUUUUAGUAUUUGCCUAACACACUUUGUCAAACUCUACCUACAAGAGAUUGUUUUAUUGGAAUGAUG
Molecule: messenger RNA, 7190 nt
Organism: Elgaria multicarinata webbii
Lineage: Eukaryota; Metazoa; Chordata; Lepidosauria; Squamata; Anguidae
Gene: CACNA1D
Product: calcium voltage-gated channel subunit alpha1 D
Exons: 50
Coding region: 9-6596 (2195 amino acids)
Biological process (GO): calcium ion import across plasma membrane
Cellular component (GO): membrane; voltage-gated calcium channel complex
Molecular function (GO): high voltage-gated calcium channel activity
Source: RefSeq, a predicted model, not a curated record